Molecule: messenger RNA, 1569 nt
Organism: Closterium sp. NIES-67
Lineage: Eukaryota; Viridiplantae; Streptophyta; Zygnematophyceae; Desmidiales; Closteriaceae
Source: the annotation of a GenBank genome assembly
CAAUCCUUAGUCAAUUUCCAACUGGGUGUUAGUACCUGCAAAGCGGCACUGACUACACUUCUUCUGUCACCCAUUGUUCUUCGACAUCAAGCUCGCCGCCAUGUGGAUGUCAUGCCAGUCUGUGUGCGGUCGGUCGUGCUUCUCGCCCACGCGCGAGGGGCUAAUCGCCGUGCCGUCCGACCUCUCCGAUUCCUCCACCUCCACCUCGCCGGACCAUGACCUUCGCGUCGCCUCUGACCCUCCCACGCUCUCGGAUCUCCGCUCCUCGUUCCCUCUGGAGCCACAGCGCAUGCAGCGCGACGAUUCGUCCGCCAGCGACGCUCUGAAUCCGCCACACGGCGCGCGAGGGGAAGCAACCGUGGCGGUAGCAUUCGCCAGGGACGCGGCUGCGGCGCCGCCGUCGGCUGAUGGCGCGCCUUCCUCCCCGGGCCCGCUCGCGUUCCGCCGGGUGGUGGAGGGCGGCGACGCGGCAGGCGGUAGAUUCCCCCUGGACGACCUCCCCGACUCGCUGCUGAGCGACGUGCUGCGGCACUUAAAGCCCGUCGACGUGCUGCGCGUGGCGCUCGUCUCGCGCGCAUUCCGCGAUGCCGCUGCCUCCGAAUCUGUGUGGGACAACAGGCUGCCCGAGAGCCUGUCGCAGCUUGUACCACAGCCAGACCCUUGCCGCGUUUCUUCCCGCCUGGCCUUCAGGGCGCUGUGCGAGGGCGUGCACGUAGACGACGGCCGGCAGCGCCUGUCGCUGCACCCUGGCACGGGCUCCGUGUGCGUGUGCGUGUCAGUGGCGCUGGCAGCGCGCUCCAUGCAGGUGGACAUCCGGCGCGGCGGCAUGCUGCGCGACUGGCAGCGCAUGAGCGACGAGCCGUGCGCCUUCUUCCACACGUCCGUCCUGCUGCGCCCUCUUGGUGGCUACCGCCUGACCUCCACUCAACACGGCAUCGCUCUGCCCCGCCAGCUGCCCGCAGGGCGGUAUGCCGUGGGAUGGCGGGUGAGGGCACAGCACGUGGCGCCCAACCUGCUCUUCCACUGCGACUCCGCCUUCUCUCUCAACGACAGCUCUGCCAUCUCGCGCCGCCACUGCCAACCACUGGCUCCCACGUGGCAGGUCCUUAGUGUGGGUGACAUCCUCAUGCCAUCUGCUGCCGAGCAACCUGGCACCACCAACCCCGGUGCGGUGCUGACAGCUGAGCUGGAGCAGCUGCAAGGAAAGGGAUCCCAGCCGCCUGUGGUGGUAGACUGCAUCGUCUUGCAGCAACGCACAGGCUGACUCUCCCCCCCACACUGUUUUUUGCAUCUCUCCAUGGGCAAAUGGAACAUGUGCCAUGCGAGACCGGCACAGUGCUGGCAUCAUGGGGUGGGGACCCUGUAAAUCUUUCUGCUUAGACCCUAAAGCCUCCACUCCCUGCUGCCCCUGCCGAUGGCUUGAUGGUGAUGGAGCGAGCGUGAGAAGUUAAUAGCUAUUUGUGAGCGUGUCAUACGGUAGACCUCCCUUCUGUUGCUAGACUUUUUUAGAUUUCCACAGGAAGUCUUCUUGCACCCUUUUUUCUGUACGCAAAGCAAACUACCUAAUGC